Messenger RNA from Brassica oleracea var. oleracea, 668 nucleotides. RefSeq names its product mitogen-activated protein kinase kinase kinase NPK1-like. Gene Ontology annotation, molecular function: ATP binding; protein kinase activity. The record is from RefSeq and is a predicted model, not a curated record. Lineage: Eukaryota; Viridiplantae; Streptophyta; Magnoliopsida; Brassicales; Brassicaceae. Gene Ontology annotation, biological process: protein phosphorylation. The transcript is spliced from 2 exons. Bases 192 to 668 code for a protein of 158 amino acids.
UAUCAUCUUCCUUCAGUCUUUGUGAUGAAGAACGAAUUUUGAAGGAUCUUUCAUCUCCUCAUGUUAUCUCUUACUAUGGUAGUAAUAUAACACCAGCUGAAACUCGACCCCUAGGGAGCGACUACAACUUAAUCCUUGAGUAUUGUUCUGGUGGGAGUAUUGCAGAUUUUAUCAAGUUCAGAGGAACAGGGAUGGUGGAGUCCGAUGUUCAGCUAUUUGCUCUACACAUCCUCAAAGGUAUCAACUAUGUACACUCAAAGAAGAUCGUCCACUGUGAUAUUAAACCAGCUAAUAUCUUGCUCAAACCGGUUAAAAGCUCAUCUAUACUUGGUUGUUUAAUGCCUAACGGAUUUGAGCCAAAGCUUGCUGAUUUUGGUUUAGCAUUGAGAAAAACUUCAGAUGAGUACGGGGAUGGUUGUGGGUUUGCAAGAGGAACACUAUUGUACAUGGCUCCAGAGCUUUUAUGUUCUGGAAAUUUGGAUUAUUGUGCUGAUAUAUGGUCCUAUGGAUGCACUAUUUUGGAAAUGUUUACUGGGAAGAAGCCUUGGAGUGAACUUGGGAGAGACUUCUUAGGAAAGUGCUUAGAAAAAGAUCCUCAGAAAAGGUAUGACUCUAUGUAUUUGCUGGAGCACAAAUUUUUUGCUUCGAUCGUUGGUCACUCUUACUAG